Akanthomyces muscarius is the source of this 2676-nucleotide messenger RNA. RefSeq lists its product as uncharacterized. NCBI's taxonomy places the organism in Eukaryota, Fungi, Ascomycota, Sordariomycetes, Hypocreales, Cordycipitaceae. Gene Ontology annotation, molecular function: zinc ion binding; DNA-binding transcription factor activity, RNA polymerase II-specific; RNA polymerase II cis-regulatory region sequence-specific DNA binding. The transcript has 3 exons. Gene Ontology annotation, biological process: regulation of transcription by RNA polymerase II; DNA-templated transcription. The record is from RefSeq and is a predicted model, not a curated record. Bases 1 to 2676 code for a protein of 891 amino acids. Gene Ontology annotation, cellular component: chromatin.
AUGUCUGACCCCCCUGGCUCACUGAGCCCCCACAAUGGCAUGGCGAGCCCAGGUCCUGCAAGGAAGCGCAAGAGAAAGAGCCGAAAAGGUCUCGAAAAGAGAUUCACUUGCGAAAUAGAUGCAUGUGGCAAGGUUUAUUCGCGCGCAGAACAUCUUCAGCGGCAUCAGCUCAACCACAACUCACCCCAGACUUUCCGCUGCGACUUUUCCGACUGCAGCCGUACCUUUGUCCGCCCCGACUUGCUCAAGCGUCACUUAGACAGACAUGUCGCCAAAGGGACUCAUGGAGUCGACACCAACGCCGCUGAAGCUCGCUCACCUUCACCACAGACACCGGAGGCCCCCAUGCACGCGCAGGGGUAUACCCAACAGGCUCAUGUGCUUGCCGUAAACGAUGGAUAUCGAGUGACCGCUGCGACGAGACAGUUUCGCAGCAAUGCUACAGGCUCUCACAUGGUUCCCGCCGACACUGUCGCCAGAGGAGGAACCCAAGUUCCACUUCAAAAUCUUCCCAAUCACAACCCACAUCAGGUCGAUAUGGGCUACGGCUUAGCAACAGCAAGAUAUACGCAGGCACCGGAGAGGCGAAGCACUCCCCUCCAAACUGCGCCAGCAAUGAACCAGAUGGCUCUCUAUGAACCCAUGCCCUUGGGAGAUGCCGGGCCAGUGUUUGGUGCCGAUGCUGGGCUUCACAAAUCUCCCACUGGCGGCAUGCCUGAAGACUUUAUGGCCUAUUUAUUUGAUACUGCGUCGAAUGCUUCUGGCGGGGGAACCGGGAUGCUGCCAGCAGCGUCGAUGAACUAUGGGGAUCUCAACCAUAAUCAGAACCCAAAUAGCAACUCCUAUUUUGGAAGUCAGUCUGGCCCAAUCCAGCAAAUAGGACCGCAGCAAAUUAUGUCGGUGUACAAUCUUUUGGAACCCAACAUGCCAGAAGCCAGCAUGUCUGACACCAGGAGCCAAGAAUUGUUCGACUACAUAAAAGCUCGGUUCCACGGCCACGAAAAUGACGAUCUCUGUCACACAAAAGACUCUAUUAUUUCCGGCGACAGAAGUAGCAGUGAGCAUAUGCUGAGCAAGCGAAUGAUGCAAGCCUACAUCGGGUCAUUUUGGAAGCACUUUAGCGCUCAGAUGCCAAUCCUGCACAAGCCGACCUUUGUCGCCGACAAAACACCGACGAUUCUACUCUUGGUAAUCAUGGCCAUCGGAGCUGCCUGUCUGGACAAGAAGCGCGGAACCGAAGUGACCCUGGCAGGGGUGCGCCUCUCAAACUUUCUCGUCACGCACCUGCGGUGGGAAGUUUUCAUGGAUCCAGGCUUCCGCCCCCCGGCGAAGCUAUGGGUCUUUCAAACGCUCAUCUUCCUAGAACUGUAUGAGAAGAUGUGCUCGACGAGAGAAUUACAUGAAAGAGCGCACAUUCACCACGCCACCACCAUUACCCUCAUGCGGCGUGGUCGCAGCUUGAUAGGAAAAUCGUCUUCUGAUUCACCGAUUCAUGCAGGUGGCUCCGCACCCGCAAAGACUGCAGAUGAGCAGUGGGAACAAUGGAUCAUCAAUGAGUCAACUAGACGAGCUGCUUGCGCGGCGUUCACGAUUGAUUCGCUCCAUGCGACCAUGUUCGGUCAUUCAGCUGUCAUGGCCGCUCAUGAGAUGCGCUUACCACUGCCCUGCGACGACUCGCUUUGGACCGCCACGAGCAGUGCUGAAUUUAGCAGGGUAGAGAAGAGGCUCAUGAAGCAGGGCGUGACGCCCAUCUCCUUUCUGGAAGGGCUUAAGAAAACCCUCAACAAGCAGCACGUGCACACAACCUACUUCGUCAGAGGCGUGCUCAUGGCAGGUCUGCUCAAUGUGACAUAUCAUCUAAACCAGCGCGACUUGCAAGCCAAUGUUCUCGGUGGCGGCAUGGCGCAUACGCCUGGCGGCCGAGACAAGUGGCGGACUGCACUGACACGCGCAUAUGACUUUUGGAAAACAGAUUUCGACUGUUUCCUGACAGGAAAAGAGCCGCCACGAGACCCAUACGGCGACGAUGAAGUGGACACGGAGAUAUGCACCAUGUUUGAGAGCCGCACAGUGCUGCAUCACCUGGCGCACAUGGCUAUGCACGCCGACAUUGUCGAUUGCCAAAUCUUUGCAGGUGCCAAGCGACUGCUGGGCCGACCGGUUGGCGCAAAUGAGUUUUCAGCCGCACAGCGGCGCAUCAAAGAGGACUGGGCACCAUCGGCGAAAGCCCGCGACGCCGCCUUUUACGCGCUCAAGGUCCUUCGCUUCGUACUGGCGCCCGACCAGAUCGGACGAAAGGAGGACGUGCCGGUGCGGUCGCAGCCUGGUCAACCGUACGAGGUCCGAAACGACAUUUUGCUCAACCGUCCGUGGGUCCUCUACUUCGCGGCGCUGAUUAUCUGGUGCUACGGAUACGCCUUGGAGGGGCCGACCCUGCGGUAUGCGGAGCCGACGACGCACCGGGAUCGGUGGGCGCAGAUGCGCGGCUAUCUCUCUGUGCAUGCCAGCCUGGACGAGCCGAGCGAGCUGCAGGACAUGAGAGGUUUCAACGGGAAUAUAGCGCUGCUCAUGGUGCUGCGGGACUCGCUGGGGCAGUCGCGGUGGGAGCUGCUGCACGAGGCGGGCAAGCUGUUGCAGAACUGCAUAGCGCUGAGCCAAGGCCGUGGGACUCCAUGA